Molecule: messenger RNA, 2799 nt
Organism: Hirundo rustica (Barn swallow)
Lineage: Eukaryota; Metazoa; Chordata; Aves; Passeriformes; Hirundinidae
Gene: FARS2
Product: phenylalanyl-tRNA synthetase 2, mitochondrial
Exons: 8
Coding region: 432-1523 (363 amino acids)
Biological process (GO): phenylalanyl-tRNA aminoacylation
Cellular component (GO): mitochondrion; cytoplasm
Molecular function (GO): tRNA binding; ATP binding; phenylalanine-tRNA ligase activity
Source: RefSeq, a predicted model, not a curated record
CUGGGUCUGCAGUCAGAGCCUGUUGUUGGAACCUGCAGACACAGUCUAGCUAGGUAAAAGCCUGCAGUCAGAGUCUGCAAACUAAUACAUGCAGUCAUAGUUUAGCAGGAGAUAACCAGCAAUCAGGCGCUACAAGGGAAACCUACAGUAGGAGCUUGCUGCAGCCAGAGUCAGCGAAUGGUUGGAGUCAGGAUGGCUAAGCUGUAAAGAGGAACAAACCAGGACCCUUUUCGUGCUGUGAUAAGAAAAAGAAUCAACAGUUUGAAUAGGAAGCUGAAGCAAAUUGUUUCUGGAGAUGAAAGAAUGCUGUGGGGCAAUGCUUUAACUGAAAUGAGCCUGAGAAGGAACAAAGCACUGACUAAAACUAACAGGCAAAAGAAGCAGAGCUGAAGAAAGAUUAUCUUUGCUUGCAGAUCAUAAAACAGUUUACAAUGGCAAUGCUCUGGAAAUUCAUGAGGGUAGCUAAGUAUUCUAAAACAGCUUUACCACCAAAAGUAAAGGUAAGAGGAAUUCCCACUCAUUCAAGGCAUUCUUCAUCCAAGUCUGUACCUUCAGAUUUUGCUGCCAGUGCACCCUACUCAAAUACUGUGGAACUGCUUGGUAAAUCUUAUCCUCAAGAUGACUACAGCAAUGUCACAGAGAAGAUUCUUUCCAAGGUUGGGAAAAACUUGCACAACAGAAAGCAUCACCCUUUGUGGCUAAUCAAGGAGCAGGUGAAAGAGCACUUCUACAAACAUUAUCUAGGACGCCGUGGGACUCCGCUCUUUUCGGUGUACGACGGUCUUUCUCCGGUGGUUACGGUCCAGCAGAAUUUUGAUAGUUUACUUAUUCCACAAAACCAUGCCAGCAGAAGGAAAGAGGAUAACUAUUACUUGAAUCGUGACCACAUGCUAAGAGCGCAUACAUCCGCUCAUCAGUGGGACUUGAUACACUCUGGCCUGGACGCCUUUCUGGCAGUGGGAGAUGUCUACCGCCGAGACACGAUUGAUAACACCCACUACCCGGUCUUCCAUCAGAUGGAGGGAGUGCGCCUCUUCUCCUGCCAUGAGUUAUUCUCCAGCAUUAAAGAUGGAGAAGGUUUACAGCUGUUUGAGCAAGGCCAUCGCACUGCACACAAGCAGGAGUGUCACACCAUGGAGGCAGUGAGGCUGGUGGAGUUCAACCUGAAGCAAGUGCUCACGAAGCUCAUGACUCACAUCUUUGGUGAUGGACUGCAAGUCAGAUGGGUAGAUUGCUACUUCCCAUUUACUCACCCUUCCUUUGAGAUGGAGAUCAACUUCCAAGGAGAAUGGAUGGAGGUCCUGGGCUGCGGGGUCAUGGAGCAGCAGCUUGUUAACUCAGGGACCCAGGCGUACACCGUUGGAGGGUGUCGUACAUCUCAGUCGGCGAAUAAAUUGCUCCGGGAACAAGAAGUCGGAAGGUUUAUCCACCAAGGAAAUGGGAAGAAGAUGGACAUAAAAAAAAUGACAGGCGAGAAUAAUGUGGCAGAAUGGACCCGAUACAGCUGGCACUAUCAAUUUUAAUCUGACACUGAAUUAAUCACACUUGGAUUAAUCCUGUUCUUAUUGCACCGCUCUGGUUGCCUGUUUAUUUAUAUUCUUCCUCCAUUGUGUGCUACACAGAGGCAUGACGGAUUUAAUUCCUGUCCGUUCCAUGUUCUUAAAUUUAAAAGGCAAAUCCUUCAGCUGUGCCGUGUUUGAGGUAGUCCAUGGCGCAAUUAUCUCAUAAAAAAUGAGCAGAGUCCAGAUGCACCAUGCCAUGAAUCCCCUUCUGUAUCACAGCUGAGUAAUUCUCAAUAAACAUUUGUUCACCCAGUAUUCUCGCUGGGUAGAUCUCAUCCUGCCUGUCUGUCCAGCCAGCAAGACAUGCAGACACUCAAGUAAUGCUUUGCCUGUGUGUUUAUGUUGCCACUGGGUAAAAUUUCGUGCACAUUCAUUGGUGGUUCUUGUGGCUCAUGAUUUUAUUUUGAGGGAGCAAAAGCAACACUUUUGUAGUGCUUCAAUGUUAUGUUGCUUUCCAGACUGGAACUGGAAGAAGAUCUGGUACACAAGCCUAAGAGGACAGGUAUAGAAGAUCUGGCAUAGAAUUUUUGAAAUAUUCAGACUUUUAAAGGAAAAGAAGGAUCAGUGUUUGCCAUAUGCUGCUGAAGCCUUGAAGGAGAAACAGUGUAGCAGUAGACAAUCUGCUGAGAUUAGCCAACUGUGUGACCCUUCUAGCACAGGAAAGGUGGUUUGCUGACUGCGCUGUUGCUGUGCCUGCUCCCUCAGAAGUCUCUCGUUCACAAAAUGGCAAAUGCCACUUAAUGGAUUGAACUAGCCACACCUUAAUUUUUUUGCCUGUAGCUGCUGCAGACCUCUUACUUCUUUCUUCUCUCAUCACCUGCUAUUUAUUGUCUUUGUUUUGUAAUCUCUAAAGAAAUUCAUUGAACUCAAGUCGACUGGAGAUGUUUCUAGUUAUGCUGUAAAGAUUCAGUUUUACUGCCACGUGUUAAUACUGUGAUCUGCAAUGCUUAAUAUUAUUUUAAACGUUUGGAUUGCUACUCUAAGUGUUGCACCUUUCCUGACUUUUAAAAUCCUAGUGAAAACACGUGGCAUACAUAACUGUGUUCUUAAGCAAGUUGACUUAAAGGCGUAAAUGUUUCCAUUGAAAAUAAAUAAAAUCCCUGCUUGUUUAUACUGUCAAGGUUUUUAUCCAGACUCCUCUAUUAGCAGUAACAGGAAAACACAGAAAAAAGCACAGCUGAACCAUCUUUUAGAGUAAUGGCUCAUGUCCUGUUGUUGCCACAGAAUACAACCUGUC